CCCUGCCUAGGGUACUUGGUCCAGAACGCCUGAGAAGCGGAGUCGGAGACGUGGUGGAGGGAGGGCCCGCCGUGGCCGCCUGGAAGGACGGACGGACGGGAGGAGAGCUCUCCCGCUCCCGUUCUCCCUCCGGGCGGCCGCGGCGGGGACAGCAGGCGUAAGGGGCAGCUCCAGGUCAAGUUAUUUCCAGCCCAAGCCUGUCGUUAACAGCAUGGGGGAGCAGCCUAAGGAUCCCCAUGAAGAACCAGAAGUAAAAAGAGAAAAGAGCCCAGAAGACCACCACUGGCACUCUCGAAGCUAUACCCUUGGGGCCAUUUCCAGCUUCCUGUCUACAUUUGUGACCUUUCCCAUCUACAAGGUUGUGUUCCGCCAGCAGAUCCAUGCCGUGUCUGUACCACAGGCUGUCAAUCAACUGCACCAGGAGGGCCUUCGCCGCUUCUACCGGGGAAUCUACCCUCCCCUUCUGGCCAAGACCCUGCAGGGGACCCUGCUCUUCGGCACCCAUGACAACCUACUCCAAGCUCUCUCUCCUACUGGCCCCUCCAGGUUAUGGCAGCGCUUGGCCGGGUUCCUGUCAGGAGCCGUGGAAGCUGUAGUGCUGACCCCCUUUGAACGAGUGCAGAACGUGCUUCAAGAUGGACGGAAGGAUGCCCGAUUCCCCAGCACCUCCAGCAUUCUACGGGAAUUCAACUCAUACGGCUUAUGGGAACGGCUGGCCAUGGGCUACUAUCGGGGCUUCUUUCCGGUCCUCCUGAGAAACAGUCUGGGAAGUGCUCUCUACUUCUCUUUCAAAGAUCCCAUCCGAGACGGCCUGACAGAACAAGGUUUGCCCUGCUGGGUCCCAGCUCUAGUGUCUGGCAGUGUCAACGGGACCCUCACAUGUCUCCUGCUUUACCCACUCAGUGUCCUCGUUGCCAACAUGCAGUCACAGGUAGGUUGGCAGGAAGCACCAGGCCUGUGGGCUUGCGCUCAGGCUGUUUGGGAGGACAGGGGACGAAAGCUGCUUCUGAUCUACCGAGGUGGCUCUUUGGUCACCCUGCGCUGCUGUGUGACCUGGGGACUUACCACUGCUAUCCAUGAUUUCUUGCAGGAAAACAACUGCCCCAGGGUGGAGGAGAGUGACUGAGUAGCCCAGAGGCAUCCCAGAGAGUGUUGGGACUGUGUUCUUACAGCCUGGGUCUACAAUAGGCCAAUAACUCACCUCUGGGCCUGUUUGCUUCUUCUAGGCCUAGAGAACCAAGAGCAGUUAUUCAGUUAGGAGAUGAGAGAAGUCCCCAGCAAGUAGAUUAUCAGAUUCCUUAUCAUAUGGUAUUAGCUUCAAUAUGUCACUUCAGUCAUCACUGUGGGUGCUCUCCCCUGGCCUCAGUAGAUAGUCUUUAAGAUUUCCUCUAGCCAAAACAGUCAAUCACACUGCUGCCAACCUGGCAAUGGGCCUCUCGCCACGUAGCUAGAAUGGUUCUUCAGUGACAGGCCCCAGCUUGGUAGGAUGUUGGAAGAACCUGCAAGAACCCAGGCCCAUUGCCACGAGAGGAGGGCUCCAGGGAAGAAUGGAACUGACAUCCAUGUUAUCUUUCUGCUAUCAACAAAGCUACACAGCAUCCCUUGGGUCACAGAAGCAUCUCACCCCAUUCUAUCCACAGCUUCAGUUUCCUUAUCCUGACAUUGCCCUGGGCUUCUGCCCAACUUUCAGGGGCUGCCAGAAGGAAGGUUGUGCCCUGAGGUCUCGAGAAUUGUCAAGAAAGCAAUUGGGAAGAGUGAAAGGAUGUGAGCUUCCUCUCUACUUGUGGCAAGUCCAGCUGAGGGGCUGGGGAGCAAGACUCUCAGUUUCAAAAGA
Molecule: messenger RNA, 1834 nt
Organism: Phascolarctos cinereus (koala)
Lineage: Eukaryota; Metazoa; Chordata; Mammalia; Diprotodontia; Phascolarctidae
Gene: SLC25A53
Product: solute carrier family 25 member 53
Cellular component (GO): mitochondrion
Molecular function (GO): NAD transmembrane transporter activity
Source: RefSeq, a predicted model, not a curated record